AAAAAUCAAUUAAAAAAGGUGAAGAAAAAAAGAGCUGCGAGAGAGAGAGAGAGGUGAGUCAGAGAACGAAAAGACGACUGUUUCUGCUCGAUCUAAUCCCGACUCAGCGCGAAGUGGAGAGAGAAGGGGUGGAGGAGGAGGAGGAAGAAGAAUAAGAGGGGGAAGCGCGAAGCAAAGAGAAGAAGCGCUCAAACAACCGAGGGAGAGAACAAUCGGAGCUCCGCUCGCCGCCGGCGAAGGCGCCUCGGAGUAGAAUCGAGGCGGUGGAUCCGGCUGCUGCGAGUUUGCGGUGAGGGCAUCUCGAAUUCCCCCUCCCCUCUUCUUCUGCCUGCGUUCUCGUUCCCCCCCAGGAUUGGCUUCUCUUUCCUAUUCGUGUUAUCCGUCUUUCUCUGCUUCUCUCGCCUUGAUCCGCCCGCGGAGGCAAUUGAGGCCCACUUCGCUUAAUUGUGGGUUCUCCGAUCGCGGACCGGGGAGCAGAUCGUCGCCUGCUUCUUUGGUGGGGUUCCGGGUUGCAAUGAGAGCUUCCCGAGCUGGCCGCUACUAAAUGGGACUUGAUUCUGGUUGUUUCUCGGAUUUUAGGGUUUUCGAUCUCUGUGUGAGAAAAUUCCGGUUUCAGGUUUCCAUCUCUGUGGGCACAGAUUCCUGAUCUUGUGUUGCUUGUGGGGUUCGUCUGUGGAAGAUAAGAUUUCUGCCUGCAUUGGUGUCUCUGAGGUGCUGGGAAUCGUGCAUAGCUUGCUUUCUCUGUAAGAGAAGGUGCAAACGCUGAUAUUGGCUAAAACCCAGAGAUAUAAUAGGAGUGGAGGAAGCUCUUAUAAUCGUUUGCUUUCAUGGUGAUUUAUAUGGCUACUGUUUGUUGAGAGUUGCCGCCGCCACCGAUGCUGCAGCGGCAACCAUCGCUGCCACCACCGAUGUUGCAACCACAGCCACCGGUGACGAAGCAUUCCCGUACCCACCUUAGUGACUUAAAAUCACAGAUAGCAAAGCGGCUGGGCCAUGAGCGAGCAAAUAACUACUUCAGCUAUCUGAAUGGUUUACUGUCACAGAGGCUAAGCAACCGUGAGUUCAACAAGCUUUGCAUUUUGACACUCGGUCAUGAGAAUCUUCCCUUGCACAAUCAGCUGAUCCGGUCGAUCCUUCAAAAUGCCUGUCAAGAAAAGGCUCCUCCUGUCAAUUAUGGCAAAUUUGCACAAAGGUCAACUGUUAUUAUGUCAAAGACAUCUCCUCAAGUAGAUGAUGGACUUGAUUUUUCACAAGCCCGGACACAGUCAGGAAAUUGGUCCAAUGGGGAUAUCUUGCCACGGUCACCGUGCAAGUUUAAGAGUGGUAUUGAUAAUCACAGUAUCUAUGACCACCCUGGUCCUCUUCGACCAAAUGGGAAGGUGGAGGUUGGUUUCCGUGAGAACGGUGUCAUGAACUCAUGUAAUUUGAAGAGACCAUUGCAGCGACAGCAGGAUGGACCUUGCAAGCUGCCAACAAAGAGAACAAGGAUCGAGGAACCAUCACUGCAUGACCAGGGCUCUGUACAUAACAAGGUUCUUUCUGAAGCAGUUCUCCUAGAACAUGUGGAGGAUGUGGACUGUAGGGGUAGUUUAGACUCCCAUAGACAUCCGCUUCGGGCUCCACUUGGAAUUCCUUUCUCUUUGACGAGCAUUGGCAAGGCAAGAAGGACACUUCUCUCUGCUGGUACCAGUAUCAACGAUGGCUUUUGCAGGAAUUAUGAUUGUAGCGAACUGUACCAUACUGAGGUAUUGAAGAAACGAAUGGAUAAAAUGGCUCAAGCACAGGGCUUAGAAGGAGUAACAAUGGACUGUGCCAACUUGCUGAACAAUGGGUUAGAUGCUUAUUUGAAGAGGUUAAUUAAAUCAUGCAUUGAUCUAGUAGGAACAGGAACAGAGCAUGUAUCAACAAAACGGGCAGUUCCCAGUCUUCUGCCUUAUGCAAAGCCCAUUAAUGGUGUUUGGGCAAGAAGUAACAUCCAAAGGCAAGGUAGUGUUGGACCUUUGAUAGGCACACAUAUGUUACAUUUGAAGGAUUUUAGGGUAGCAAUGGAGCUAAAUCCACAGCAACUUGGGGGCGAUUGGUCCUUGCUUCUUGAAAAAAUAUGCGUUGACUCGUUUGAGGAAUAGGAAAAAAUCCGAAGAAUCUGGCUUGCAGAAAUCAUAGCACUUGGACGGGCUUAACUUUUAAGGACUGGUCUAUUUUGGACUUCAAUGGGCAGAUUCAAGAUCCUCAGCUAAAAGAUACACUUUGUGGGUUUCUUUUAGUAUCCACAGAGAAGAAUUCUGAUAAGUUCCUGCUACGGAACACCUCAAACAAUAACAAAUAAUAAAUGCGAGCUUGUCCAAAGGAAGAAACUCUUCUUGUUUGGCCCAUUAUUGUAGGUUAGCAUUCCUGAGGAGGCAUCUCCUUCACAGUAUCACCAUCUGAGGUGUCAAGCUUUUAUAUAAGUGACAUCAUGGAAGACUCUAAGGAAAUUCUGCAGGAAAUUUUUUCUGUAUCUUAUACAAUCAUCAUCUGUUGAUUUCUUGUUCGGAAUCUUUGGGUUACUGAUGUGCAUGAUGUUUUACAAUCUUCCUUAAUCAUAGUGGAUAAGCGAUAUUGGCUGUACCAAAAAUUUGGUGAGAAGAUUCUUAAAGUAAAGAAGGAUGGAAGCUUCCUACUUCAUCCUAAGGCGCCAUGUUUCUGCCCCUUCUCCAUCCCCAUCCACGGAAGACCAAAUUCUAUAACAGAAGUUACGAAGGAGCUAGUCUGUUCUGCAUCAGGCAGUGAUAGUGAGGAGAAAGCUAUGGAUGAUUUGUAGAGCAAAGAAAUAAAAAACCAAGGUCAGUUUGUUGGGCAGCGUGCCCAAAUAUGACGAAGAGCAAGGGAGUGCAGACUACAGUCCAGCGACCCUUCAUUAUCCUCUACCGCCCAAGAAUCAUCCUGAACUAUAGUCUUCAGUUUCUCCAAAUGCCAAAAUGAUGCAUCCUAUUUGCAUGUUGACUGUUGCUUCUCACCGAAAUAUGUUCUGCUAUGCUGUUCUCGUUUAAUGUACUUAUUUGGAGGCAUAUACAUUAGGUUUUUGCUUGGAGUUUGGACACUGUUCUUUGAAGGCAUAUAUUGUGAUGCUUCUUCUAGGAAGAUAUUCUCAUUGUGGAAGGAGACUUGGAAGUUUUGUGACCGUCAAACUGGGUUGCUUCAGAUAAUAUCAAGUUACCACCAUCAACAUUAUGAUGUGAGAAGACAGACUGUUAGUCAGAGGAACCAGAGAACUUGGUCUGAAAUCUUUGCACAUCAUCAAUUUAUCAGAUGAU
Molecule: messenger RNA, 3293 nt
Organism: Musa acuminata subsp. malaccensis (wild Malaysian banana)
Lineage: Eukaryota; Viridiplantae; Streptophyta; Magnoliopsida; Zingiberales; Musaceae
Source: RefSeq, a predicted model, not a curated record